This is a messenger RNA of Vigna angularis (adzuki bean), 2013 nucleotides long. Its product is annotated as 2-hydroxyacyl-CoA lyase. The transcript has 2 exons. Gene Ontology annotation, cellular component: peroxisome. The coding region runs from base 138 to 1829 and encodes 563 amino acids. Gene Ontology annotation, molecular function: magnesium ion binding; catalytic activity; thiamine pyrophosphate binding. The record is from RefSeq and is a predicted model, not a curated record. Gene Ontology annotation, biological process: fatty acid alpha-oxidation. Lineage: Eukaryota; Viridiplantae; Streptophyta; Magnoliopsida; Fabales; Fabaceae.
AAGGUUCCAAAUUUCCACUCGUGUAUAAAUUCAGAUCCGCACGUUAACCAAAUCGCAAUUCGCACUUCAGAGUCCUAUCGCUUUCCACGUAAGUCACACACAAGCUCCAAAAAACAGAAACACUGAAUUCACCGCCGAUGGAGAUCGACGGCAACGUUCUCGCCGCCAAGUCGUUGGUCCGCUUCGGCGUGCGCCAUAUGUUCGGCGUGGUGGGAAUUCCGGUGACUUCGCUGGCAAACCGCGCCGUCGCCCUCGGCGUCCGAUUCAUCGCCUUCCACAAUGAGCAGUCCGCGGGCUACGCCGCCUCUGCCUACGGCUACCUCACCGCGACCCCCGGCGUUUUCCUCACCGUCUCCGGCCCCGGCUGCGUCCACGGCCUCGCCGGCCUCUCUAAUGCCUCUAUCAACACCUGGCCUACCGUCCUGAUCUCCGGCUCCUGCGACCAGGCCGACGUCGGCCGCGGCGACUUCCAGGAACUCAACCAGAUUGAAGCCACCAAGCCUUUCUCCAAACUCUCCGUCAGAGCCUCUCACAUCUCCGAAAUCCCGGCCCGUGUGGCCCAAGUUUUGGAAUGGGCCCAAUCAGGCCGGCCGGGUGGGUGCUACUUAGAUCUCCCCACCGAUGUCUUACAUCAAAAGAUAUCAGAAUCCGAAGCGGAAAAACUCUUGACCGAAGUGGAAAAAAACCGCGCGAAACCCGAACCUUAUUCUAUUUCCAAUUCGAAGAUCGAAGAAGCUGUUUCUCUGCUUAGACGUGCGGAGAGGCCGUUGAUUGUGUUUGGAAAAGGAGCGGCGUACGCCCGUGCGGAACACGUCCUUACGAAGCUGGUGGAGACGACUGGGAUUCCGUUUCUCCCCACUCCGAUGGGUAAGGGGUUGUUGCCGGAUACUCACGCGCUUGCUGCCACCGCUGCUAGGUCACUCGCGAUCGGGAAGUGUGACGUGGCGCUUGUGGUUGGAGCGAGGUUGAAUUGGCUUCUCCAUUUCGGUGAGCCACCAAAAUGGUCGAAGGAUGUGAAGUUUAUCUUGGUGGAUGUGAGUGAGGAGGAGAUUGAGCUGAGAAAACCUCACUUGGGUUUGGUGGGUGAUGCUAAGCAGGUGAUUGAGGUUUUGAAUAAGGAGAUUAAGGAUGACCCGUUUUGCUUGGGGAACACGCAUCCAUGGGUGCAAGCGAUUUCCAACAAGGCGAAGGAUAAUGUGGCAAAGAUGGAGGUUCAGUUGAGGAAGGACGUUGUGCCGUUUAAUUUUUUGACGCCUAUGAGGAUUAUACGCGAUGCUAUUGCGGAUUUAGGAAGUCCUGCUCCUAUAGUGGUUUCCGAAGGGGCAAAUACCAUGGAUGUGGGAAGGUCUGUGUUGGUUCAGACCGAACCUCGGACGAGAUUGGAUGCAGGCACGUGGGGGACCAUGGGAGUUGGUCUAGGUUACUGCAUUGCCGCCGCUGUUGCUUCUCCGGACCGGCUCGUGGUUGCUGUUGAAGGGGAUUCUGGAUUUGGGUUUAGUGCCAUUGAAGUUGAGACACUGGUUCGGUACCAGCUUCCUGUGGUUGUGAUUGUUUUCAACAAUGGGGGUGUUUAUGGUGGCGAUCGGAGACGCCCAGAAGAGAUAGACGGACCUCACAAAGGUGAUCCUGCCCCUACAGAUUUUGUCCCAAAUGCAGGAUACCAUGCUUUGAUAGAAGCUUUUGGCGGAAAGGGCUAUCUUGUUGGGAUGCCUGAUGAACUCAAGUUUGCUCUUUCAGAAUCGUUCUCUGCUCGGAAACCAGCUGUAAUAAAUGUUGUGAUUGACCCCUAUGCCGGUUCAGAGAGCGGGAGGAUGCAACACAAAAAUUAAUUUCACUUAUUUAGUUGCCAAUUACUAUAUAUCAUCCUUUCACUUAUUUUACUUCUGGUUUUGAAUAACACAUCGAUUGUACUCCUAAGGUUUUUCAUGCUUGAAUUAUCUGUUUCAGCAUGGCCAUCAUCAAGUAUAUUUCACUACUAUAGAAUUGUUUAUAUAAAAGCUCUCAACUUUUUUC